This is a messenger RNA of Phasianus colchicus (ring-necked pheasant), 2202 nucleotides long. It is a transcript of the gene CLK2, whose product is annotated as CDC like kinase 2. Lineage: Eukaryota; Metazoa; Chordata; Aves; Galliformes; Phasianidae. Gene Ontology annotation, cellular component: nucleus. Gene Ontology annotation, biological process: regulation of RNA splicing; peptidyl-tyrosine phosphorylation. Gene Ontology annotation, molecular function: ATP binding; protein serine/threonine kinase activity; protein tyrosine kinase activity. The record is from RefSeq and is a predicted model, not a curated record.
CGUGCGUGCGUGCGUCGUGCGUGGCCUGCUGGGACCCGGAUCGACGGCGGCGGGGUCGGGGCGCGGCGGCGGCGGUCGGGCCGAGCGGCGGAGCCUGAAGAGCCGGAGCGGGGCCCGGGAUCCCCGGGGGCUCCACGGCCGCCAUCACGGACUUCCUGUGGGAUAAGCGCACCGGGCUGGCUGCGAGGACGAUGCCUCAUUCCAGAAGGUUCCGCUCGUCGGAGCGCAGCAGCCGGGGCAGCUUCCAUGAACGUUACAGGAGCCGCAAACACAAGAGGCGGCGGUCGAGAUCCAGCAGCAGCGAACGGGAGAGGAGGCACCGCAGGGAGGGCAGCUACCAUGUCCGCUCCAGGAGCUACGACGACCACUCAGCAGACAGGAGGGCCUACGACCGCCGUUACUGCGACAGCUACCGCCGCAACGAUUACAGCCGGGAGCGAGGAGAGCCCUACUACGACCCCGAGUACCGGCAUUCCUACGAGUACCGACGCUCCCGGGACCGGGACGGCAGCUACCGGAGCUGCAAAAGCAGCCGGCGUAAGCACAGGCGGAGGCGGCGCCGCAGCCGGUCCUUUAGUCGUUCCUCAUCGCAGCGGAGUCGACAGAGCAGCAGAAGGGCCAAGAGUGUGGAGGACGACGACGAGGGGCAUCUGAUCUAUCGCAUCGGCGACUGGCUACAAGAAAGAUAUGAGAUUCUCAGCACUUUAGGGGAAGGCACAUUCGGCAGAGUGGUGCAGUGCAUGGAUCACCGGAGGGGUGGUGCACGUGUUGCUCUCAAAAUCAUUAAAAAUGUGGAGAAGUACAAAGAGGCUGCCAGGCUGGAGAUCAACGUGCUGGAGAAAAUCAACGAGAAGGAUCCUGAGAACAAGAACCUCUGUGUCAGGAUGUUUGACUGGUUUGACUACCAUGGCCACAUGUGCAUCUCCUUUGAACUGCUGGGGCUCAGCACUUUUGAUUUCCUGAAGGACAACAAUUAUCUGCCUUACCCCAUCCACCAAGUGCGGCACAUGGCCUUCCAGGUGUGCCAGGCUGUGAAAUUUCUGCAUGACAACAAACUCACUCACACCGACCUCAAACCUGAAAACAUCCUCUUUGUCAACUCUGACUAUGAGCUCACCUAUAACCUGGAAAAGAAGCGGGAUGAGCGCAGUGUGAAGAGCACGGCCAUCAGAGUGGUGGAUUUUGGCAGUGCCACGUUUGACCACGAGCAUCACAGCACAAUUGUGUCUACCAGGCACUACAGGGCCCCUGAGGUCAUUCUGGAGCUUGGCUGGAGCCAGCCCUGUGAUGUCUGGAGCAUCGGCUGCAUCAUCUUUGAGUAUUAUGUGGGUUUCACCCUGUUCCAGACACACGACAACCGGGAGCACCUGGCCAUGAUGGAGAGGAUCUUGGGGCCAAUUCCUUCUCGAAUGAUCCGGAAGACCAGGAAGCAGAAGUAUUUCUACCAUGGCCGUUUGGACUGGGAUGAGAACACCUCUGCUGGCCGUUACGUUAGGGACAACUGCAAGCCUCUGCGGCGCUACCUGACCUCUGAGGCUGAGGACCACCACCGCCUUUUCGACCUCAUUGAGAGCAUGCUGGAGUACGAGCCGUCCAAACGCAUCAGCCUGGCUGAAGCCCUCAAGCACCCAUUUUUUGACGUGCUGGAGAUGGAGCCGAGCACAAAGAUGUGGGACUCUAGCAGAGACAUCAGCCGGUGACGCCACAGGUGCCAUCCUGCCCUCAGAUUUUAGCCCCCGUGGAGGCCUGUGCGAUUUCUAUUCAGACAUUUGGUGCUUUUUUUUCCUUUCUUUUUCUUUCCUUUUUUUUUUUUGAUACAUACAAAUCUCCCUGGACGUGUUUGUAAAGCUGUUAAUAUGUGAGAUACUGUAAAUAGCUCAUAUUCUAUAUCGGCCUCUGAGCACUGCAGGCCCCACCUCCUGCUGCCAACAUUGCCAGGGGGCGAGGGGGGGUCUGCAUGUCCAUACUGUAAAUACUUUUGUUCACGUGUUGCUUUGUCUCCUGCUCAACCCUGCGCCCCUCAGUGUACAGAAUCCAGGACUUGCAGCUCUCUGUAGCUUCUCUGUUUCCGUGUAAGUUAUGAAACUGGUGGGACUGCAUGGGAAUUAUUUUUUUGGAUCGCUGUCAUAGCCCAUCCUCACACCAGAGUUUUAUAAGGAUUUUGUACAGUCUUUGUGGGAAAAUAAAUAUGAAGUGAAGAAA